Patella vulgata (common limpet) is the source of this 3744-nucleotide messenger RNA. RefSeq lists its product as uncharacterized. The record is from RefSeq and is a predicted model, not a curated record. Lineage: Eukaryota; Metazoa; Mollusca; Gastropoda; Patellidae. The coding region runs from base 341 to 2662 and encodes 773 amino acids. Gene Ontology annotation, molecular function: mannosyltransferase activity. Gene Ontology annotation, cellular component: endoplasmic reticulum membrane. The transcript has 4 exons.
ACGCACCUCGUCUGACAAGUUUACAAGUCGCAUUAGCUUUAGUGCCAUUGUCAAAACCGACAAUUUCUUUUACUAUGUAUUAUCGAUCGAGUGUUGUGACGUAGAUGUGAGGUGAAAACAGACUGUAUCAGGCCUAUAGUGUUAUAUUUAGUUUUAACAGGCUUUUAUCACGGACUAGAACGAACGAACGAACGAGAGGAAAUAACUCGUGUAUAUUUAAAAGACUUCUGCUUUGUUCCGUGUCUGUGAUUAACUAGGAACAAGAUAAAAGCACACGUUGAACGGUUUCACAAUUUAAACCCAGAUAAAAGUGGAAACAGUUUAUAUACCUUUCAAAAGAAUGACACAGCGAAGAAAGAAGGCGUUUCGUGUACCGUCAAGACUAUUCCAAGAACGACAAACACAACAUCAAGCGGACGAACAUGUCACUGAUCAAAGCACUGAUACCCCGGAUCGUUCAACGUCUAACAGAAAACACAAAAAUAAUUUUAAAGUUACAGAAGAAACCGGUUCAAAGCUUUUACUACCAACAUGGCUGCCUUGGUUUCUGGUAUUUUUCAAUAUGGUGUCACGUGUUCAUUACGUCAUGAAACCAAAGAACUGGUGGAUAUUACACCCGGAUGAAGUAUUCCAGGGAGUUGAAGUUGCACAUUCUGUUGUUAAUGGAUAUGGUUUUAGAAUGUAUGAAUAUCUACCACCGUUACCACUGAACCGAACUACAGCCGCGGAGGAUCAGGAAUAUAGUCUCGGUAUAUACAGUAUGAGAUCCUUCUUGUAUCCCUACCUCUUUACACCAUUUCUAUAUCUCACGAGGUAUAUGGGGUUAAAGGUCAACAGUUUCUUGGUCUGUAAAGUAAUUCACGCCAUUUUGUCUUCACUUCUGCCAUUAGCUGUUUACAGAUUCACAAGGGCUCUUUACAACUCGGCGGAUAUUGCUGUAAUGACGUCAGCAUUUGUUGCCUUCUCCUUACAGCUCAAUGUAUUCGGAACACAUUGUCUAGCUAGCAGUCUCGUGGCGCCAUUCUUCUUUUUGACUUUAUCCGAAGUUUUAUUUUUUAUUGAUAAAGAUGACAACGCGGGAGUAACUAAGGAGAAAAAAAUGGAAUCAAAAAUAAAAUGGUCGCCGAAAUUUAAGAAAAUUGGAACUGUUAUAGAAUAUGUGAUAUUUGUUUUGAAUUGGUUCCAGAAAGAACCGGAAGUGGAUGCCGAUAUAGAGAAAGACCCUGUGAACAAGUUCAGUAGUUACCGCGUCAUCAUCUCGUCGUUUAUUUUGGGUCUCGUGGUUUACGUUAAAAUCAAUUUACUCCUACCGCUGAUAUUAUUAGUUGUCAUGGAGAUUAUUCACCAUCCGGAAUACAUCACGAAUUUCCUCUUCUAUUGGAAGAGAUACACAUGGGUUAAAGUCGGUAUAACCGCGGCUCUUUUACUCGGGGGCUAUGUCGAUUUUCUGACUUACGGCGUUUGGUUCCUGUCACCUAUUCAGUGGAUUCGCUUCAGCUUCAUACGGGACAUGUCAUCGAAAUAUUUUGGCAAAACUUUUCCAAUGGAAUAUAUACAAAGUCUCAACAUGAAUGGAUCGACGACGGUGCUGAACGCGUUUGCGUCUGUAGUAAUUCUAUUGACUUUACAUCGUAGUCAGUUUAAAUGGUCGACAGUAUCCGUCAUAAUGACAGCGACCACCAUGAUCGUCGUCUACAGUAUGCAGUGGCACAAGGAGUUACGAUUGAUCCAUAAUGUGUAUGUGUUUGUUUGUAUUCUGUGGGCGGUAGCAAUACGAACCGCUAUGGAUAUGUUUAAAUUAAGGAAAUACCGGUGGUUGUCCACUGCCAUGGUGUCUUUGAUUAUCUGUGCGUUUGCUCUGGAUAGCUACGCGGAUUUCCCGACCGCUGGGUCGCAAUCAACCGUACAAUGGAGUCAUAAUAAUAUACAGGAUUCCGCAGCUAUAAACAACUGUAUCGAGAAGACAAGUGCGAGGGGUAAUCUCACGGGAUUAUUUAUAGACUACACGUUAUACGCUACCGGAGGAUUUUCUCUUCUUAAUAAAGACGUUCCGUUACUUACACGAGUACAACACGAAUAUUACGAGUACGAUCUAUCCGAUCGACCACUUUACAGGUCCGGUCUUGAUCCGGGUAUUCGAGCCAUGAAUCGAAUGUCGGAUAUUAUUCAUACAUUAAGCACAAAUUAUUUACAUAAAACCUUGACAACCAAGAGACAGUAUAAUUACAUCAUAACCAAAGACCCAGAAGCCUUUUAUUCGCUAGAUUUUGACGCGACACUCCGUUGUUCACAAUUCUAUGUUUUAAGACGUUUGGCGCUGCCAACGAAACCCGUUGAAAAAGUUUCAAACAUAAAGAUUAAAACAAAGAGGAAGAUGAACGAUUCGUUUUCGCCUCUACCUGAUGUGCUUGAAUAUGAAGGAUCGUGGUUGCUAACCAUUGGGCAUUACCGGAAGUCGUCUGAACGUCUGCGAGCCUGUAUAUCCCAUGGUUCAUCCCGUGUCCGUCCAUAUCAACUAUUAAGUCUGUGUUAUUACCGAUCAGGGAAUAUUACGGCUGUUAAAUCCAUAGAAACAGAAUGUUACACUCGAUAUGGUCAGGAGAAAUGUGAUCAACCACAACCAAGGUUGAUACUUCAUCAAAAUUAUAAUGUCGUGUCAUAAAUAUUGAAUCAAUCUUUCACUAUUCCUACAGUGUAUUUAUCUUUGGAGGGAAAUCAACCAAUCAUCAUGUCCCGUGUAUUGGGUAACCAUGUGUGCGCGAACAAUAUAACGAGUUUCACUGGACAAUAAACCUCGUUGUGGGAUAGACCUGAACAAUAUGCCAUCUCAUUUCUAAACAGGGGUGUUUAUCAGAAUAGCACCGUGACGUAGGAAUUGACGUGACGUCAUUUACAGCUGACUAUCCAGGUUAUUGUGAGAUGCUAAUUGGAGGCCAGUUGGGGAGGUUUGGCUGUUUCCGGAGACCAAAAUGGUCGCUUUAUAUAAAUGAGAAUUUGGCAAUUUGGGGGAAUAUUUGGCCUAACCCUAACCCUGAAAUUGGAUCCAAUUUACCUUUUACCCCUCUUAAAAGGGUUAGGGUUGUAUUCCCCUAAAUACUCAUUUAUAUAAAGCGGUCAUUUUAGACUCCAGAAAUACCCCACCCCAACCUGCCUACGAUUAGCACCCCUCUAUCCAGGGAGCUUUCAUAUGUAUACAGUUUGUAUACAGGACGUCUCAUCAACCUUUAAAGGACAAUUUUGGUGUCAGUCAUUAUUAUAUAUGUGACAGAACUGAUUAAACACAUUCAAAAUAUAAUUUUGACACAGAGAUCAUUGCUAAGAUAGGUGCGCGGUGAAACUUUCAAAAAGGGAUGAUGAACCCGAAGGAAAAUACGAGUUAUCCUUCUAUAUAACUGCCAGAAGUGACGAGUGAUUCACGGGCGAAUUAAUGCUAACUAAUAAUUACUUAGAAGAUCAAGAGUUGUUAUAUGAGGCUGUGAGAGGAUAUCUGACAAUAUCUGAUGGAUACGACAAGGGAAGACAGCUGGUGGAGUUCCCUCCCCUUUUAUGUCAAUAUUUAUAUUUACACCUUUUUACUUCUAUUUAUUAAUUAUACACAAAACAAAGUGCAUUUUAUCUUCUUCGUAUUUACGUCUUGUUCUUAAUUUUUGUUAAUUUUCUUUUCGAAUUUUUAAAUCAAUUUUCUAUUUACACCAUUUAUCUUCAAAAUUAUUUUUACACCGAAUAAAAAAUAUAUAUAAACUA